CUUUCAGCUCAGUUGAUCGGGCAGCUCGAUAGAGUUCGGUUGUUUACAGAUAGAUAGUUGUGAUACUGUUGAGCGACUUUUCAAUUGCAUUUGCAAACAAAUAUUUUUCGGACACAAGUACUGCUUAUAAUGGCUGCCAACAAAUUGUGCUGCACUUUGGCUAUUGGCGCUCUUUUGUGCCUGGGAUUCGCGGCCCUCAUUCAAGCUCAGGAUAAGCCGGUGACUGAUGUGUGCCUGGGAUGCAUCUGCGAGGCCAUCAGUGGAUGUAACCAGACACGUUACUGCGGCGGCGGAGUCUGCGGCCUGUUUCGCAUCACCUGGGCAUAUUGGGCCGACGGCGGCAAGCUGACCUUGGGCAACGAGAGUCCCCAGUCGGAGGAUGCCUAUGCCAACUGCGUGAACGAUCCCUACUGCGCGGCCAACACGAUCCAGAAUUACAUGACCAAGUUCGGCCAGGACUGCAAUGGAGACAACGCCAUCGAUUGCUACGACUUCGCUGCCAUCCACAAGCUGGGCGGCUAUGGGUGCAAGGGCGAGCUGAGCUACCAGUACCAGACGCAGCUGACCAACUGCCUCAAUUCGUUCCAGCAGAUCGAUGUGCGCUCUAGCAAAUAAACCCAUUAACUUGCUAAAUUUAUGUUGUAAUUAAAUUUAAAUAAUGUAAUAAUUAA
Messenger RNA from Drosophila mauritiana, 671 nucleotides. Its product is annotated as lysozyme. The coding region runs from base 130 to 615 and encodes 161 amino acids. The transcript has 3 exons. The record is from RefSeq and is a predicted model, not a curated record. Gene Ontology annotation, molecular function: lysozyme activity. NCBI's taxonomy places the organism in Eukaryota, Metazoa, Arthropoda, Insecta, Diptera, Drosophilidae.